AUGGUGUUUUUCAGUUGUGACAAAUGUAGUGAAGCUUUGAAAAAGAAUCAAGUUGAUAAGCAUGGGUUCAAAUGCAGAGAUACAACUUACUCCUGUUUGGAUUGUGGUCAAGCUUUUUCUAUAGGAACCUAUAAGAACCACAUCAAAUGUGUGACAGAGAAUAAGAAAUAUGGUGGAAAAAAUUAUGUUGAAAAAGAAAAUAAAGGUGAAGCAAAACAGAAUCGGUGGAUUGAACAAGUAGAACGAGCGAUAGAAAAAGUAACUGAUAAGGGAUUGAAAGAUCUUCUGCAACAGAUUCAUGGUUUCAACAAUAUACCAAGAAAAGAAGCGAAGUUCAUAAAUUUCUUACAAAAUUCUAUUAGAGUCCGGAACCGAGAUUUAUGUAUUAAGGCAUGGAACUGUAUAAGUGAGCAAGCUGGAAAGAUACAACAAGCGGCUACUGAGAAAGGAGAACUGAGAAGAAAUGGUGAAGGUGGCGAUGAUCUGAAUGAUGAUAAAGGACUUAAUUGUAAACAGGGAGCUUCAAAAAGUAAUGGUGAGAAAGUGGAGGAAGUCGAAACUGAGAAAAGGGAAUUGAAGAAAAAUAGUGUGUAUGAACAUGAUAAUAAUAAUAAUGUCAAGCAGGGGACUUUGAUAACAGAUGAUGUGAAAAAAUUCAAGUGGAAACGCGCAAUUAAACGAGCAUUAAAAGAAGCAGAUAAUGGACAAAUGAAAAUAAAGCGAUUGAAGACUAAAGUUAUCCAAAGUUAUUUAGCAAGUGGUCAAUCUAAUGGAAGUGAUGAAAAUCCUGAAACGAUUUUUAAUGCGAAGUUAUGUUCCUUAGAGUCGACGAAACCGUGGUAUUGCAGUGAUUAUAACGAACCUGCUACUCUUUUUGCCACGUGCAUGCGAUAUUUUGCAUUAAAUGAAGAAGAAUUUAGUACUUUGCCGGAGUUGUUGUUUCAAAAAAUUGAAAGUUUGAAAUAUGAGAUGAGCAUUAUCGGAAAAAUGCAUCAGGAAGAUAUUACAUUUGACCUUUCCUGGAUCGCUGUCGGGAAUGAUGGUAAUUUGGACUGGCGUAAGACAUACGCAAAAUGUUAUCGUGAAAUGCUGCCGGACCAUUUUUUCAUAUUUGCGGCAAUGAAUGGAAUUGCUACCAAGGCAUUAUGGGAACGAUUGUUUUAUUCAGAGCAACACAAAAUAUUGAAUUCGUUUUAUGAACUGAUAAGAAAUACAGCACGUUUGAUGUCUCAUCCUACUGAAUUUUAUGAACUUCGAAAUAAAAGUAUUCUGAGCGCAGCACAAUAUGGUUGGCCAGCUGCAGUAUGUGCUUGGAUUGGUUUACGAAAUAAUACUCUAAAUAAUAUUAAUUAUCAGGAAGAAUUAGUUGGAAAUUUUUUUGAAGGUCCAAUGUACGAUCUAUCAUUUUGUCUUAGACAAACUAUUCUGAUAGCUAUUAUCAAUGGCCAAUUUCAUUUGCUUCAUUAUUUGCCAGCCGUAAAUUUUACUGAUUCUUAUGAUCUAUUUCCAUUUGCAUAUGGUGAAAUGUUCCUUAGGUUUUUUCGGGAAUUAAUUAAUUAUCCAGCAAGUGAAACUCUUUUUAAUGAUAAAUUAAGUGAUUGUCUAAAGCCUAUUGCACGAGUUUUAUAUGCUUCAAUGUCAUUUUUGGAUUUUUAUCGUCUAGGACAAAUGAUAGUUAAUAUUAGAGAUAUUAAAACUUUAAAUCGUAUUAAACGAUUCUUAAAUGAUAUUUGUAACUAA
Brugia pahangi is the source of this 1740-nucleotide messenger RNA. NCBI's taxonomy places the organism in Eukaryota, Metazoa, Nematoda, Chromadorea, Rhabditida, Onchocercidae. The record is from the annotation of a GenBank genome assembly.